Capronia epimyces CBS 606.96 is the source of this 1605-nucleotide messenger RNA. RefSeq lists its product as uncharacterized. Lineage: Eukaryota; Fungi; Ascomycota; Eurotiomycetes; Chaetothyriales; Herpotrichiellaceae. The record is from RefSeq and is a predicted model, not a curated record. Gene Ontology annotation, molecular function: phosphoric diester hydrolase activity. The transcript has 2 exons. Gene Ontology annotation, biological process: lipid metabolic process. The coding region runs from base 1 to 1605 and encodes 534 amino acids.
AUGCCUCAUUUCCUGUCUUCUGUCAUUCGAUCCUUCCGCAACAGCAACAAUGACGGCGACGACGAGAUCACCUCUCAUAGCUACGCAUUGUCUCGCCAGUCAGAAGAUGUUCCUUUUCUGACGCGGGAGCACCUGUAUUUCAAGAGCCCGGACCUAGAAGAUGGAGCCAAUCCGUACACUGACCCAUCUUCCGACAACCCCGAUAUCAAGAUUGCCAAAUCACCCAUCAUCGUCACCUGCACACCCGUCGCCGUCACCGUCCCCGACGCUUCCUUUGACCACGCCUCAGCCGCUUUUCCUCCUACAUGGCACUGGGCAGAUAUCACCCCAUCAUUGAAAUUCUUGGAUUGGCGGGGCUGUGCUGUGGUGCACAAAGAGCAUAUCCUGGAGAGACGUUCAUGCGCACCGCAUCGAAUCACUGUGCUGAGAAAAGUCCUACGCCUUUUGGCCUAUUCGCUGAUGCUUCUGGGACUCCUUGAAUUCAUCGCAUUAGCAUGCGGCCUCCUUGUUUCCUUCUUCCCUGACGAAGUGGACGAACGCGUCGUUUCCUGGAAACUCUCUGCAGGGUUUUCGGAACACCUAGGUCACUGGCCCACCGAUUUCUCCGCUGAUGUGCAGCCCGUCGCUUGCCAUUCUCACAAUGACUAUUGGCGCAAGGAGCCUCUGUUUUCCGCAUUGCACGCAGGUUGCACCGGGGUCGAGGCUGAUGUGUGGCUGUAUGAUGAAGACUUAUAUGUUGGACACUCCACCUCUGCUCUUACUCCGGAACGGACUCUCCGUAGUCUCUACAUCGACCCAUUGAUGAAGAUCCUGGACCAACAGAAUCCCCUCACUUCAUUCCAACCUUCUUUUGACAUCCCUCGACAUGGCGUCUUCGACACCAACCCGGCCCAAACCCUCAUCUUACUGAUCGAUUUCAAGAACGAAGGUCACGCCAUCUGGCCAUAUGUCUCUGAGCAAAUUGACCCUCUCCGCGAAAAGGGUUAUCUCACCUAUUUUAAUGGCAGCGAUGUCAUUGAUGGGCCUGUCACCGUCGUGGUCACCGGGAAUGCCCCCUUUCACGCCGUGGUUGCAAAUCCUCAUUAUCGGGACAUGUUUUUCGAUGCUCCUUUGGCUCUUAUGGAAAAGCUGUCUGAUAUGACCCCGCCAGGUGAACACCCAACCCCACAAGGCACCCCGGUCGAGGGCGUGCGCCUUAUGCGGAGCAAGCGAACAAGCGAGGACAAGGACCAAGGCCAAGGUCUCUCCGGGGCAGCCCCGUUGAAUCCCUCAAUAUAUUCCCGGGCUAACUCGUAUUAUGCAUCCGUCUCCUUCAAAAGUGCCAUUGGUCCGCCAUGGCAUGGACGGUUGUCCAGCGAACAGAUCGAGAAACUCCGCAAACAAAUUGCAGGGGCGCACUCGCGUGGCCUCAAAGUACGAUACUGGGGAGUUCCCAGCUGGCCCAAAGGAAUGAGAAACCACCUGUGGCGGACUCUAGUUCAAGAAGGAGUUGAUUUUUUGAACGUGGAUGAUUUAGACUCUGUUACCCGAGGCACCUGGGGAUGGGGCUCGAGGCAGUCUUGGUUCCGCCGUCCGUGGCGGGCUUGGUUGCCUGGGACUACUUGA